AUGAUACCUAAACAUGCUUUAAAUGCCAUUGAUAAGUUACUUCAAGACGUUUGCAAUAACAAGUUUCCUUUCGGUGGUAAAGUUAUUCUUAUGGGUGGGGAUUUUAUGCAAAUACUUCCGGUUGUAAAGAGAGCAGAUGGUUCCUUUCGCGGGUGCAUUGAGAUUCCUGAGCAAUGCUUGCUUGGAGAAAAUGAAUCUUUAGUAGACAAGAUUUUUGGAGUUGCAGAAGAAGAUGAUUAUGCUAAACGUGCCAUUUUGACACCCAAUAAUGUUGAUUCUUUAGCAAUAAAUGAAGAAGUUUUAGACCGUUUACCAGGUGACGUUAAGGUUUAUUUAAGUGCUGAUACUAUUGAAACAGGUGAUCUUAACGAAAUCAAUAAUUUUCCUGUUGAGUUUUUAAACAGUCUUACUCCAUCAGGAAUGCCUGUUCAUUGCCUAAAGCUAAAAAUUGGUGCUGUUAUAAUGUUACUUCGAAAUUUAGAUCUAAAAGCUGGACUUUGCAAUGGUACCCGAUUGAUAGUGCGUGCUCUACAAAAUAAUUACAUUGAUGGGCAAGUUCUAACAGGUGUUUCAGUUGGCAAGAGGGUAUUUGUCCCUCGGGUUCAGUUAACACAAUCUGAUUCAAAUUUACCUUUUACUCUUAAGCGUCGUCAAUUUCCUGUAAGAUUAGCAUACCCAACGACCAUAAAUAAAAGUCAAGGUCAAACUUUUGACAAAGUUGGUAUUUAUCUCAAAAACCCUUGCUUUUCACAUGGUCAACUCUAUGUUGCAUGUUCAAGAACAAGAUCGUUUAAUACCUUAUUUUUUAAAAUUGAUGAACAUUCAUUACAAGGUAUGUCAUUUAAUAAAUGCUACACAAACAAUGUUGUAUUUACCAAUGUACUAAAUCUAUAAAUAAUUAAUUUUUUACAAUUAAACUCCUCAUUUCUUAUAAAUAUUUUAACUGUAAUUUAAAGUAUUUUUGUGUGUUGCUUGAUGCAGUAAUGUGUGAUAUUUAUUAUGUGUUUAAAUAUGUCUUAAGGUUGUAUUUUGUAAGUGUUUAUGUGUAACUAAUGUGUAAAUGACUGUUAUAUGUGAAGUGUAUUUUUUAUGUUAUCUGUUUAUAGUUUGUGAGUUGUUAUUAUGUUGUUUUCAUGGUUUCAAAGUGGUGUGACUUGGCUUUGUUUAUGGCAAGAGUGUUGUCUUUGCUAGCUAAGUGAUGUACAGACAUGAAACACAUAAUAAAAUCUGUUUGUAAUCACAAAAUGUGUACUUAUAAGUAUGUUAUAUUUUGUAAGUAUUUAUGUGUAAUUAAUGUGUAAAUGGCUGUUACAUAUGAAGUGUAUUUUUUGUUAUGUUAUCUGUUUAUAGUUUGUGAGUUGUUAUUAUGUUGUUUUCAUGGUUUCAAAGUGGUGUGACUUGGCUUUGUUUAUGGCAAGAGUGUUGUCCUUGCUAGCCAAGUGAUGUACAGACAUGAAACACAUAAUAAAAUCUGUUUGUAAUCACAAAAUGUGUACUUAUAAGUAUGUUAUAUUUUGUAAGUAUUUAUGUGUAAUUAAUGUGUAAAUGGCUGUUACAUAUGAAGUGUAUUUUUUGUUAUGUUAUCUGUUUAUAGUUUGUGAGUUGUUAUUAUGUUGUUUUCAUGGUUUCAAAGUGGUGUGACUUGGCUUUGUUUAUGGCAAGAGUGUUGUCCUUGCUAGCCAAGCGGCGUACUGACAUGAAACACAUAAUAAAACCUGUUUGUAAUCACAAAAUGUGUACUUGCAAGUAUGUUAUGCUGUUAGUAAAUAAAGUAUUUACAAUAAAGUCUGGAUAACUCAAUAAAUCAACUUAAAUAAAUCAAACUAAUUUUAAAAUUCCAGUUGAGCGAUUGUUUAUGGAUCAUACUACCAAUAACUGAAAUAUUUUCUAAUAAGCUAAUUGCUUGAUCCUUUGGUGGUUUAAGUUAUUGAGUCUUUACUGUAAGAUUUUGUGCUAUUUGUUAUUGAUGUUUGUGAUGUUACUGUUGUGAUGUUUUGUGUU
Molecule: messenger RNA, 2001 nt
Organism: Hydra vulgaris (swiftwater hydra)
Lineage: Eukaryota; Metazoa; Cnidaria; Hydrozoa; Anthoathecata; Hydridae
Source: RefSeq, a predicted model, not a curated record